AUGUCUGAUCGCUCAUGGCAUCCGUGGACGCGUUCGCUGUACAGGACCCCCGUUAGUUUGUUUUCCCGCGUAUUGGCUGGCUUGCGGUCGAAGAGUGCAACUUUUGCUGACAUUGUCCAUUGGUACGAUCCUUCGUCACUUCAGUCGUUCAUCGUAAAUUCUCGCAUCCUGCGAGCCUUCGCUCGAACAGUGUUAGAGGACAAUGCCACGGUCACAUAUGUUCUCCUCGAUGCGUUCCCUACACUGUUGAGUAGCACGCCAAAGACUGUGCUGGACGUUAUAUGCGCCAUGAAUGCAGACAUGCUAGAAUCUCAAGCCAAGGUCUCAUUUUCCUUCGUUGAUGGUUUGACACAAGACAAUCUUGUUCCUCUGGCUGCGACUUUGAUCGGUUAUCCGGUCGCAUAUGUCCCCAUCUCGGCUGAUCAGACCUCAUUCCUGAGCGGACAACCUUUGGACGUUUAUGAAGCAAUUAUCGUCCCCGCGACGUCACGCGUAUCUUCGUUGCAAGGCUCUAAUCAGUCGCAUACUCUACUCAAGUUCUCUUGUCCGUGUUUGCUUGCGGAGACGAACCAUGAACUAUCUCCGGAACGCGUUACCAAACGCCUCCAGUCACAGUUCCGAGAAAGCCUUUCUUCCAUUGGGUCAUCGCUCUUGGUUCAUCAUUAUGUAGAGGUUAUGGAUCGUGUUGCGCUUUAA
Suillus subalutaceus is the source of this 696-nucleotide messenger RNA. RefSeq lists its product as uncharacterized. NCBI's taxonomy places the organism in Eukaryota, Fungi, Basidiomycota, Agaricomycetes, Boletales, Suillaceae. The transcript has 4 exons. The record is from RefSeq and is a predicted model, not a curated record. The coding region runs from base 1 to 696 and encodes 231 amino acids.